AGUGCUUGUCGAGAACGUGGUGGGGCGCGAUACAGUUUGAGCGAGGCAGUGGAGAAAGUCUGAUUACUGUGGUACAGAAUGUGGAGUUGCACCCUGGCCUUUUUCAACCAAAUGGGAAGACAAGUGAGGAAAGAAUGCAGACAGCCUUUUGCACACUUGUUGUAAAUAAUGGUACCCUGUUACUGGUUAUGUGGUCAUAAGUUAUAGACCAAUAGUGCCACCUAAUAUUCAUAGGUUUUCUCAUUUUAUUCCGUGCCUUAUUGAGUCAUAUGACGUGAGUCACGAAAGAUAUGGAUCCAGCAUUGUUGAAAGAAAGGGAGCUGUUUAAGAAGCGAGCCCUUUCUACUCCUGCUGUAGAGAAACGAAAAGUCUCUGCCUCUUCAGGUUCCUCUAGUUCCAAAAAGAAGAAACUAAAGCCAGACCAAGGAAGUUCCUCAAAACAAAAUUCAGAAAAUGGAUCUUUCGCCUAUAGAACACUUCCAGGGAGUGCUGGGUACAAGUUUGGAGUGCUUGCUAAAAUAGUAAACUACAUGAAGACUCGCCACCAGCGUGGAGAUACCCAUCCACUGACACUGGAUGAAAUUCUGGAUGAGACUAAACUCCUGGAUAUCGGCAUGAGACAAAAGCAAUGGUUGAUGACUGAGGCAUUGAUAAGCAACCCCAAAAUUGAUGUGACUGAUGGAAAAUAUGCCUUUAAACCCAAAUACAACUUAAGAGAUAAAAAAGCUCUUCUGAGGCUUUUGGACAAGCAUGAUCAGCGAGGUUUGGGAGGAAUCCUCUUAGAAGAUAUAGAGGAAGGACUACCAAAUGCACAGAAAGCCAUAAAGGUAUUAGGAGACCAAAUUAUUUUUGUGACACGACCAGAUAAGAAGAAGAUUCUCUUCUAUAACGACAAGAGCUGCCAGUUCACAAUGGAUGAAGAAUUUCAGAAACUGUGGAGAAGUAUUCCAGUGGAUUCUAUGGAUGAAGAGAAGAUUGAGGAGUAUUUGAAAAAGCAGGGCAUUUCUUCAAUGCAGGAGACGGGACCAAAGAAAGUGGCAUGUGUUCAGAAGAGGAAAAAACCUGCUUCCCAGAGAAGAAAAUUCAAGACACACAAUGACCAUCUUGCAGGAAUACUAGAGGACUAUACUGAAGGAGUAGCUGGCAAAGAAUAACCAUGCUGAACGAGGAAGUAGAAAGAUAAUUGAAUAAUUAUUGAAGGUUGACUAAGUCAGCAAAAACAUGCUGCAAUUGGUACACAGCACUGGAAUACUGAGCACAACUUUUCUAACUAUUCCCUUUAGUUCAGUUACUUCAAUCUAAUGCUUUUCCAUAGUGGCUAAUUAGAGAAUUGUGUAAAACCAGAAUUACAAAGUCAUGACCAGUAGGAAUGAGGCAACAAAUUGUUUGUUUUGGUAGACUUUUGCUCAGUAAAAUGUGAUGUCUGCAUUAUAGGUUCACAGCUUUCUUUUUCUAAAUUUUAAAAUGGUUUCAGCAACUAUUGUACAAUAAAUAGUGAAUCCUUGAGAACUGUUAAACUGUUGAUGCCCAACUUUCACCAGCAUCUCUUGGAGUCAACCAGCGCCUCAGCAGCACUAUACAGAGUGGCCAGGAAAUUCUUCUCCCCCUCUGCCUCUGUAACUUUGUAGAAAUUUGGCAGUCCCCUGUUUAUACGCAUAGGUGGUAAAGCAGGCAUGAUUCUAAGGAAUUCCCAACCCAUAUACAUAUGAAUCCUUCUACGGCUGAUGGAUAAAUGCAUUUCCAUAAUAUUGUCAAAUUUUAGAAAGGAAGUAUUUGUUAAUUAAGCACACCAAAAUUAGACGACUUCCGCUCUGCUUGACGACAAUUCUAUUUUCCGAACCUUACCCCUCAACCCCUCCACCCAAGCAAGUUUUACCUUUUUGGAAAUGCAUCUUUUUAUUCUAGUAAUUAAAACCAACUUCUUUCAACACUAAUACAUUAGGUCAGAGAUUUCCUAAUUGUGGCCUAUGAGCACAGGGAACUCAGUCCUAUUUGUCUUCUGUUUCUUAUUCAUGGUUUGUCCUGGUUGAAUUUUAUGGACCUGAAGGUUUGGAAAGGACUGGUUCUUUUUGUCUAUUUUGCCUCACUGGUGGUGAAAUCUCAAACCAGAACAGCAAGAUCUGUUGGUAUUAGCGUUAUUUGCAAAUCAAUUGGAAAAUGGAAUUAAAUGGAUUGAAAUUUCAUGUGUCCACUUCAGGGCACGUGCAGAUGGUACUAAUUAUCAGGGCCCAUGGACUUCUAUUUGGACCUUGUUGUCGUUGAGUGCUGCCUCCUUAAUCUUCACUCUUCUUUCUUCAUACCUGGCUGGAGGCUGAGGGAGCGCAAGGUAAGAGAUUAAGCGCCUAGCGCUUCAACUCUCCUGGCCUUCCUCCCUCAAUGGUGUGUGGGCCCUUCCCAACCCCUUCCAGCUGUUACACUUGGUGUUAAUAUGGAGUUGCACCACAUUCCAGUCGUAGGGCAAUGCCAUUAGCGGGCAGAUUCUUACAUGUUACUGAACUCCAGGAGAACGCCCUGGAAUCCUUAGCUACAAUGGGUGCUGGAUCGGCAGGUUUUACCAGAGUCCUCAGUAACCUUCAUCUCCAAUACAGACUCUGACUUUACUUCCUCCACAGGUAGUUCUGGUUCUGAAUGCAUUCUUAUAAAAUUUCUAUAUUCCUAUGUUCCCCCCCUGACCUCAGUCUCCCUCAAUGGUGAGUGCAAACGAGUGAAAGAACCCUGAGACUGAGAGAGAACCGGACACACACACAUGAUGCCUGGCUUGCUGAGUAUUUCCAGAAUUUUCUGUUUUUAUUUCAGAUUUCCAGCAACUUUGCUCUCCUAUUAUAUGCUCCAUGCUGGGCAUUUGGAAGUAUAAUUAGUUUCAAUUUAAAAUGAGAAAACACUCAUCUCUCAAUGUAAAGAGUAAUUUUUCUGUUAACAAAUCUAACUUGUGUGGAUAGAAAUAGCACAUUAUUGCAGGUGAAUUGGUCGGUGCUAAUUUACUGGAAGGUUUUGCAAUUUUUAAACUUGGAAGCAAAACCAGGAGUCAUGCACCAAAUGAAUACGUCACUGUUAGUUCAAGAUAUUCUCAUUUGUGCAUAGGAUUGUUGUUUGCAGUGCUUAAGGUUCAAGCCUUUUUAGAUGUUGAUGUACAUGAUAUUGCAUAGGGCCAGGAUCAAAGAAGUAGAGCGGGUUGCAUAAUAUGAACAACCAAAUUGCCUGAUAAAGCCAUGGUUGUAAAGUGUAUCAUAAUGAAACCUGAGCUCUCGAUGGAUUUAUAAAUAGAGGCAUGGAGUAUAAAAGCCACGAUGUUUUGCUAAACCUAUAUAAAAUAGUUUGACCCUA
Carcharodon carcharias (great white shark) is the source of this 3324-nucleotide messenger RNA. RefSeq names its product general transcription factor IIE, polypeptide 2, beta (gene gtf2e2). Gene Ontology annotation, biological process: transcription initiation at RNA polymerase II promoter. The record is from RefSeq and is a predicted model, not a curated record. The transcript has 8 exons. Bases 291 to 1154 code for a protein of 287 amino acids. Lineage: Eukaryota; Metazoa; Chordata; Chondrichthyes; Lamniformes; Lamnidae. Gene Ontology annotation, cellular component: transcription factor TFIIE complex.